AUGUUGGAACUACUCCAAAACUCAUUUCUGGGGCUGCGAAUGGCGAUCUAUGGUUAUGAGACUCCAGCCGCCGUCGAUGUGAGACAACCGCAUAGCUUCACGGGUCCUUCGCGCUUCCUGACUCCCAUCCACGCUACACAGUUUGGCCUGGCCCAGCUGGCUCAUCCGGUCUUCCUGGACCUCCAGGACUUCCAGGGCCUCCGGGACCUCCUGGACCUCCUGGGCCUCCUGGGACAGCCGUUCUUCUUCAGUCUCGUGAGCUUCCUCGAGUCUCCCAGUGGUCUUGUCACUGCAAUAAACACCAACCCCAAUGUGAACUGGAUCCGGCUGGAUCGUGGAGGGAAAUCGAUUAGUGGGCAAGUCCCCAUCGACUACCCAGCAGGGCCUGUCACGGUGACAGUCACAGCACAAUAUAACAUUGCCGGAAGGAAUGUCGACAGGAGGGAUUUCGAAACCCGGUUUGUGAUCGUCCUCAAUGUCUUCCUUCCGGUCAGUCCCAUGGCACCAGGCUCGGUUGCAACUCCUACGCCGCUCACCACAGUUCCCCGGGAGUCGCCAUCAAGGUCGCUUCCUCCCAUCAUCACUUCAGCACACCUCCCACCGUCGACUAUUCCUUGGGUGACUUCGACCUUCACCCCUCCGACGUCGACCACAUUGACGACGGCAACCGACCUGUCAUCGACCACGACCACCGCACCGUCAACAACGCGGACGAGACCGACUGCCGUCCCCACCCCAACUAUCUACCAGGGCCAGCCCUUUACCAUCGGCAAGGAAGCGUACGAGUUGAACGAGGGGGACAUCCUCAACGGGGUGUCGUCAAAUCCGCCCACGGACUGGAUAAUUCUCUCUCAGCCCAACUUAUCCAGGCCGUGCUGCAUCACCGGCGUGGUUCCGGCCGACUGGACCCCGGGCCCGAUCAAUGUGACGCUCAACAUGUACAGCCGGUUCACGUCCCCGUCCUUUGCAUAUUUCACCUCCUUCAUCGUCAUCGUCAUGGAGAGCCCGCAUGUCUCUACUACCUCGGCCAUCUAG
Diaporthe citri is the source of this 1035-nucleotide messenger RNA. RefSeq lists its product as uncharacterized. The record is from RefSeq and is a predicted model, not a curated record. The transcript is spliced from 4 exons. Lineage: Eukaryota; Fungi; Ascomycota; Sordariomycetes; Diaporthales; Diaporthaceae. The coding region runs from base 1 to 1035 and encodes 344 amino acids.